GGUCUAUUAUACUAAUAUAAAGAAAAUGGCGAGUAAUUCAUUUCAUUUCGUAAGUACUGGUUUAUUUUUAAGUGAAGAGCAAAUUAAAAAAAACAAAUUAAAUGAAUUAAAUACAGAGUUUAUUAUUAAAAAGGAAAUGUUUGAUGAAAGUAAUGCAUAUGAAUCAAUUGAAGAACAAUCUGCAAUGGAACCCAAACAAAUUAAAGAAGAAAUAUUGGACGAAACUAAUGGUACAAUAGAGCACGGAGGAAUUCUUCUAAAUGAUCCGUUAUUCAGGGACAAAUAUGAAAGUAUUAAACUUGAAGAACAAUUAAAUACUGAAUUAAUUAUUAAGGAGGAAAUAUUUGAUGAAAAUAUUUUAGAAUAUCAUAGGACUAAGAAUGAAGAAAAAUCUUUAUCAUGUGAAAUUAAUGAUACAACAUUUAAUCGUGAGGAAAAUUUAAAUAAACGACCUCAUAUUGGUGAAAAACCUUUUUCAUGUGAAAUUUGUGAUAAAACGUUUAGUCGAAAACAUCAUUUAACACAACACAAACAAAUUCAUAUGGGAGAAAAACCUUUUUCGUGUGAAAUGUGUGAUAAAACAUUUAUUCAGAAACAACAUUUAAACCAACACAAACGAACUCAUACUGGAGAAAAACCAUUUUCAUGUGAAAUUUGUAAUCAAACAUUUAAUCAUAAACAAAAUUUAAAUCAACACAAACGCACGCAUACUGGAGAAAAACCUUUUUCAUGUGAAAUUUGUAAUAAAGCAUUUAAUCAGAAACAAAAUUUAAACAAACACAAACGCAUUCAUACUGGGGUGAAACCUUUUUCAUGCGAGUUGUGUAAUAAAACAUUUAUUCAAAAACAUCAUUUAAAUCAGCACAAGCAAACUCAUACUGGAGAAAAACCUUUUUCAUGUGAAGUGUGUGAUAAAACAUUUACGCAGAAAAGCAAUUUAGUUACGCAUAAACAAAUUCAUAUUGAAGAAGGGCCUUUUUCAUGCGAAAUUUGCGAUAAAAAGUUUAAUCUAAAACAUCAUUUAAAUCAACACAAACGAAUUCAUAUCGAAGAAAAACGUUUCUCAUGUGAAGUAUGUGAUAAAAUAUUUAUUCAGGAAGAACAAUUAAAAACAACAUUUAGAUCAGCACAAACGAACUUAUACUAG
This is a messenger RNA of Chrysoperla carnea, 1147 nucleotides long. Its product is annotated as zinc finger protein 525-like. The record is from RefSeq and is a predicted model, not a curated record. Gene Ontology annotation, biological process: regulation of transcription by RNA polymerase II. Gene Ontology annotation, molecular function: RNA polymerase II cis-regulatory region sequence-specific DNA binding; DNA-binding transcription factor activity, RNA polymerase II-specific. The transcript is spliced from 2 exons. Bases 26 to 1147 code for a protein of 373 amino acids. Lineage: Eukaryota; Metazoa; Arthropoda; Insecta; Neuroptera; Chrysopidae. Gene Ontology annotation, cellular component: nucleus.